Molecule: messenger RNA, 318 nt
Organism: Orycteropus afer afer
Lineage: Eukaryota; Metazoa; Chordata; Mammalia; Tubulidentata; Orycteropodidae
Gene: NDUFB2
Product: NADH:ubiquinone oxidoreductase subunit B2
Exons: 3
Coding region: 1-318 (105 amino acids)
Cellular component (GO): mitochondrial inner membrane
Source: RefSeq, a predicted model, not a curated record
AUGUCUCCUCUGACGCGGCUGGCGCCUUUCGUUCGCGUCCGAAGUCGGCUCUUCAGAGGCUGCCGCGAGCAGACGGCAGGAGGCGGGGGCGUCCGUCAUGCCGGCGGCGGCGUGCACAUCAAGCCCAGCUACCGGCAGUUUCCCCAGCUGACCAGGUCCCAGGUGCUGCAGGCCGAGUUCUUCAGCGCGACCAUGUGGUUCUGGAUCCUCUGGCGGUUCUGGCAUGACUCGGACGCUGUGCUGGGUCACUUUCCAUAUCCGGAUCCUUCCCAGUGGACGGAUGAAGAGCUGGGUAUUCCUCCUGAUGAUGAAGACUGA